This is a messenger RNA of Acipenser ruthenus (sterlet), 9895 nucleotides long. Its product is annotated as chromodomain-helicase-DNA-binding protein 5-like. Gene Ontology annotation, biological process: negative regulation of transcription by RNA polymerase II; chromatin remodeling. The record is from RefSeq and is a predicted model, not a curated record. Gene Ontology annotation, molecular function: histone binding; ATP binding; chromatin binding. The transcript has 40 exons. Gene Ontology annotation, cellular component: NuRD complex; nucleus; chromatin. NCBI's taxonomy places the organism in Eukaryota, Metazoa, Chordata, Actinopteri, Acipenseriformes, Acipenseridae. Bases 724 to 6639 code for a protein of 1971 amino acids.
UAGCAAAAUAUAUAUAUUUUUAUAUACACCAAAAUUAAAUACAAAUAAAUAAAAUACACGAAUGUCAUUCUCCUAGAGAUACAAAGUAUGCAUAUUCAAUUUAGAUUACUGUUACGCUAAAUAAACCGUGUACACAGCUUGCUGGUAUUAUGCAGUUUGUAUAUCAGUAACAGGGAGGGGGUAGACGUAUCUAAUGAUAAUAAUUUGAAGUGACUGGUGCUGUGUGUGGAAAGUUUCCGCCUCGCUGUAUACCGGUGUGACUAUUUAAAAUCUCACGGACUCCACAGACACAACCGCAGCCACUGCAAUUUUUGCCAUUUUUUAAAAACACAGUGGAGACGAAAAACUGGUAACUAGGCUGCACCGCUACUAACUAGUCGUGUUCAAAAUGAUGGGAUGGGAUUGCCAUGGCAACAGACCGCACGUCACAAUCUGGGCAUGUGUGUUCCAUUUUUGUCUCUUUAUUUUCAGACUGGAGGAUUUGAGAGAGAGAGAGCCAGCGAGAGAGAGAGAGAGAGGAGAGCGGGUUUUUUUACGCUCCUUAAAAAAAAAAAAAAAAGAAAAAAAAGGCAGCCAUCUUUCUUAAAAAAAACCUCACCCUCUCUCUUGCCAACACAAUUGUGUGCAUGCAGUUCAAAAACCCGGCGAGGCUGGCAUUCCCGAGGAUAAGUUUCAAUACUUUAGAGAUAUAUAUUAUCGAAUGGUGUAUCAUAUGCGGUGAAGAUGCCGGGGUCAGUGAGUAACGAAGGCGAAAGGCAAGACGAGAUGGAUUUUGGGGACGAUAUGCCAGACGAGGAGGAGGAGGAGGAGGAUGAAGCAGAGCCGGCGCCAGUGCCCCUCGCUGCUCUCCAGGGAUUCUUCAGAGAGGACGACCCAGUCAAACAGCAGCCCAAGAAGAAGAAGCCGUGCAAACCCAAGCAGGGCAAAACCACCCAGCUGAGCAAGAGGAAGAAGGAGGGGGGCGGUAGUGAGGAGGAGGCGGCGCCCAUGUGUCUGAAAGAGCUGGAGGGGGACAGGUCGGAGAGCGAGGGCAGUGACUACUCCCCCAUCAAGAAGAAGAAGAAACCCAGGGAGAAGAAGGAGAAGAAGACCAGGCGGAAAAAGAAAGACGAGGAGGAGGAGGAGGAGGAGGAAGAGGAGGAUGUGGGGCUCAAGGAGCCCAAGUCCUCUGCUCAGCUGAUGGAGGAGUGGGGGCUGGAGAACGUGGACUAUGCCUUCACAGAGGAGGACUACCACACUUUGACAAACUACAAAGCUUUCAGCCAGUUCCUGAGGCCUCUCAUUGCCAAGAAGAACCCCAAGAUCCCCAUGUCUAAGAUGAUGACGGUCCUGGGUGCGAAGUGGCGCGAGUUCAGCAGCAACAACCCGUUCAAGGGCCUGUCUGCCGCUGCUGCCGCCGCGGCCGUGGCUGCUGCCGUGGAAACCGUGGCUGUGUCCCCGCCCGUCCCUCAGCCCGCGCAGCCUGGAGCAGUCAGGAAAGCCAAGACCAAAGAAGGGAAAGGCCCGGGGGCGAGAAAGAAAAGUAAAAACACGAAGGAAGCCAAAAAGAAAGGCAAGGGCAAGAAGAUGAAAAUCAGACUGGGCGGGUUCGGGAGCAAGAGGAAAAAGAGCUCCUCGAGCGAGGAGGAUGAGCGGGAGGAGUCUGAUUUCGACGAGGGCAGCAUCCACAGCACCUCGGUGCGCUCCGAGGCCUCCCUGCAGCAGAAGAGGAAGGGGCGCAAGGGCCAGCAGAAAAAAAAGAAGAUUGAAGAAGGGGACGGUUACGAGACGGAUCACCAGGAUUACUGCGAGGUGUGCCAGCAGGGCGGAGAGAUCAUCCUGUGCGACACCUGUCCUCGAGCCUACCACCUGGUGUGCCUGGAUCCCGAGCUGGAGAAGGCUCCUGAGGGGAAGUGGAGCUGCCCGCACUGCGAGAAGGAAGGGAUCCAGUGGGAGCCCAAGGAGGAAGAGGAGGAAGAGGAGGAGAUGGGGGAGGAGGAAGAGGACGACCACUUGGAGUUCUGCCGGGUGUGCAAGGACGGGGGGGAGCUGCUGUGCUGCGACACCUGCCCCUCCUCCUACCACCUCCACUGCCUCAACCCGCCCCUGCCAGAGAUACCCAAUGGGGAGUGGCUGUGCCCGCGAUGCAUGUGCCCGCCCCUGAAAGGGAAGGUUCAGCGGAUCCUGCACUGGAUAUGGGGGGAGCCCCCCCUGCCCCCGGAGUGCCCCCCAGCCUCUGGAGCUCCGGAUCCCAGGGCCCCCCGGCCCCAGCCGCCCCUGAAGGGGCACCCUGAGAGGGAGCUGUAUGUCAAGUGGGCCGGGCUGUCCUACUGGCACUGCUCGUGGGUCAGUGAGCUGCAGCUGGAGCUGUACCACACGGUGAUGUAUCGCAACUACCAGCGCAAGAACGACAUGGACGAGCCCCCCCCCUACGACUACGGCUCGGAGAACGAGGAGAUGAAGAGUGAGAAGCGCAAGAGCAAGGACCCCCAGUACACCCUCAUGGAGGAGCGUUUCUAUCGCUACGGGAUCAAACCAGAGUGGAUGAUCAUUCACAGGGUCUUCAACCACAGCUUCGAUAACAAUGGAGAUGUCCACUACCUGAUCAAGUGGAGAGACUUGCCUUACGAUCAGUCCACCUGGGAGAUUGACGACUUUGACAUUCCAGAGUACAACCAUUUCAAACAAGCCUACUGGAAUCACAGGGACCUCAUGCUGGGAGAGGACAUCCGACCCCCAGGGAUCAAGAAGGGGAGGAAGAUGAAGGACGAUAAGCCCCCGGAGACGCCCAAUGUGGACCCGACAAUCAAGUUCGACAAGCAGCCGUGGUACAUCGACUCGACGGGGGGCAGCCUGCACCCCUACCAGCUGGAGGGGCUGAACUGGCUGCGUUUCUCCUGGGCGCAGGGCACCGACACCAUCCUGGCAGACGAGAUGGGGCUGGGCAAGACUGUGCAGACCAUCGUCUUCCUCUACUCGCUCUACAGAGAGGGACACUCCAAGGGGCCGUACCUGGUCAGCGCCCCGCUGUCCACCAUCAUCAACUGGGAGCGCGAGUUCGAGAUGUGGGCGCCGGACUUCUACGUGGUCACCUACACAGGGGACAAGGACAGCCGUGCGGUCAUCCGCGAGAACGAGUUCUCCUUCGAAGAGACCCCCGUCAAGAUGGGCCGCAAGGUCUUUCGCAUGAAGAAGGACACUCCGAUCAAGUUCCACGUGCUGCUCACCUCCUACGAGCUGAUCACCAUCGACCAGGCCAUCCUGGGCUCCAUCGAGUGGGCCUGCCUGGUGGUGGACGAGGCUCACCGGCUCAAGAACAACCAGUCAAAGUUCUUUCGAGUGCUAAAUGGCUACAAGAUCUACUACAAGCUGCUGCUGACUGGGACCCCCCUGCAGAAUAACCUGGAGGAGCUCUUCCACCUGCUCAACUUCCUCACCCCCGAGAGGUUCAAUAACCUAGACGGAUUCCUGGAGGAGUUCGCCGACAUCUCGAAGGAGGACCAGAUCAAGAAGCUGCACGACCUGCUGGGGCCCCACAUGCUGAGGAGGCUGAAGGCCGACGUCUUCAAGAACAUGCCGUCCAAGACGGAGCUGAUCGUGCGGGUGGAGCUGAGCCCCAUGCAGAAGAAGUACUACAAGUUCAUCCUGACGCGGAACUUCGAGGCUCUGAACUCGAAAGGGGGCGGGAACCAGGUGUCUCUCCUCAACAUCAUGAUGGACCUGAAGAAGUGCUGCAACCACCCCUACCUGUUCCCCGUCGCCGCUGUGGAGGCUCCGGUGCUCGCCAACGGCUCCUACGAUGGGAACUCGCUGGUCAGGUCGUCGGGGAAGCUCACGCUGCUCCAGACCAUGCUGAGGAAGCUGAAGGACGGAGGACACCGAGUCCUCAUCUUCUCACAGAUGACGAAGAUGCUGGACCUGCUGGAGGACUUCCUGGAGUACGAGGGGUACAAGUACGAGAGGAUCGACGGGGGGAUCACAGGGGGGCUGCGGCAGGAAGCCAUCGACCGCUUCAACGCUCCUGGCGCUCAGCAGUUCUGCUUCCUGCUCUCCACGCGGGCGGGGGGGCUGGGCAUCAACCUGGCGACCGCCGACACGGUCAUCAUCUACGACUCGGACUGGAACCCCCACAACGACAUCCAGGCGUUCAGCCGAGCUCACCGGAUCGGGCAGAACAAGAAGGUGAUGAUCUAUCGCUUCGUGACCCGGGCCUCGGUGGAGGAGCGCAUCACGCAGGUGGCCAAGCGCAAGAUGAUGCUGACCCACCUGGUGGUGCGGCCUGGCCUGGGCUCCAAGACCGGCUCCAUGUCCAAGCAGGAACUCGACGACAUCCUCAAGUUCGGCACGGAGGAGCUGUUCAAGGACGAUGUGGAGGGAGCCCGGGCCAACGGUGACAAUAAGGACGGAGAGGAGGGCAACGUGAUUCAUUACGAUGACAACGCCAUCUCCACACUGCUGGACCGCAGCCAGGACGCCACCGACGACACGGAGCUGCAGAACAUGAACGAGUACCUCAGCUCCUUUAAGGUGGCGCAGUACGUGGUGCGGGAGGAGGAUGGUGAGGAGGAGGUGCAGCGAGAGAUUAUCAAGCAGGAGGAGAACGUGGAUCCUGAUUACUGGGAGAAGCUGCUGAGGCAUCACUACGAGCAGCAGCAGGAAGACCUAGCCAGGAACCUGGGCAAGGGGAAGAGAGUGCGCAAGCAGGUCAACUAUAACGAUACCUCCCAGGAGGACCAAGAGUGGCAGGAUGAUCUUUCAGACAAUCAGUCCGAGUACUCCGUGGGAUCCGAAGAUGAGGAUGAAGAUUUUGAGGAGAGACCGGAAGGAGGACGCAGGCAGUCUCGCAGACAGCUCAAGAGUGACCGGGACAAACCACUCCCUCCGCUGCUGGCCAGAGUCGGGGGCAACAUUGAGGUCCUGGGGUUCAAUGCCCGGCAGCGGAAAGCCUUCCUGAAUGCCAUCAUGCGCUGGGGGAUGCCACCCCAAGAUGCCUUCAACUCCCACUGGCUGGUGAGAGACCUGCGGGGCAAGAGUGAGAAGGACUUCAGGGCCUACGUGUCCCUCUUCAUGCGACAUCUGUGUGAGCCGGGGGCUGACGGAGCCGAGACCUUCGCAGACGGGGUCCCGCGAGAGGGGCUGUCCCGCCAGCACGUCCUCACGCGCAUCGGGGUCAUGUCUCUCGUGAGGAAGAAGGUCCAGGAGUUCGAGCACAUCAACGGGAAGUACAGCACCCCUGACCUGAUUCUCGACGGAGCCGAGAUGAAGAAACUGACGGAGAGCAUCUCAUCGGACCCCAACACACCUGUACCUGCCAGCCCCGCCGCCACCCAGCCUGGUACACCUGUACCCACAGCAGAAAAGACAGAGACUCCCUCGAGACCAGCAGAGGAGAAGGAGACCCCAGAGCUGGAGGUGAAGAAACCAGCCGGGCCUGAGCAGGUCCCCAGCAGCAGCGAGUCUUCCCCCAGCUCAGAGAAGCCCCCCCCAGUGGAGGAGAGUAAGGAGCAGGUGAAGGAGGAGCGAGGGCUGGAGGAGAGUGAGAGUCCUGAACUGGCCCAGGAGGACCCUGGUACCACAGGGGAGGCUUGUAAAGAGGGAGAGAGACCCCCGGAGAAGGCAGAGAGCAACAGCGUCUCGAGCAGAGGAGAGGACAAGGACCCCCAGCCAGGAGAGGAGGUAAAGAAGGAAGAGACGCCUGAAAACCAGCAGAACGGAGAGAAAGAAGGGAAGGAGGAAGAGGAGGGGAGGAAAGACGAGAAGAACGCCAAGAUGAAGUUCAUGUUCAACAUCGCGGACGGUGGAUUCACAGAGCUGCACACGCUGUGGCAGAACGAGGAGCGAGCGGCCGUGUCGUCGGGGAAGAUCUACGAUAUCUGGCACCGGAGACACGACUACUGGCUGCUCGCCGGCAUCGUCACGCACGGCUACGCGCGCUGGCAGGACAUCCAGAACGACCCUCGCUACGUCAUCCUCAACGAGCCCUUCAAGUCCGAGGUGCACAAGGGCAACUACCUGGAGAUGAAGAACAAGUUCCUGGCGCGCCGCUUCAAGCUGCUGGAGCAGGCCCUGGUGAUUGAGGAGCAGCUCCGACGCGCUGCCUACCUCAACAUGACGCAGGACUCCAGCCACCCUGCCAUCGCUCUGAAUGCCCGCUUCGCGGAGGUGGAGUGCCUGGCUGAGAGCCACCAGCACCUGUCCAAGGAGUCCCUGGCAGGGAACAAGCCCGCCAACGCCGUCCUACACAAGGUGCUGAACCAGCUGGAGGAGCUGCUGAGCGAUAUGAAGGCGGAUGUGACGAGGCUGCCCUCUAUGCUGUCGCGGAUUCCACCCGUCGCGGCGCGCCUGCAGAUGUCCGAGCGCAGCAUCCUGAGCCGGCUGACCAACCGAGGCAACGAGCCCCCUCCCCAGCAGCCCUUCCCUCAAGGCUCUUUCAGCUGCUCUCAGAUGUACGGCAACAGCUUUGGGACAAGCUUCCGAGGGCCAGGAGCCGGGGGGAUCGUCAACUACAGCCAGAUGCCUUUAGGACCCUACGUGUCGGCCUCUACCAACGGGCCUCCAUCGAGCCACUCUGAGAAGAAGCUGAGCGAGUCUCUGAAGGACGGGGCCGCGCCGGAGCACAAAGGGGGCAAGCCCAGCGACGUGAUCUGCAUCGAAGACUAGCGAGAGAGAGGGAGGGAGGGGGAGGAAGGGAGGCAAACUAUAGCCACUGUGCAGAACAAAAAAGAGUGCUUACAGAAAAAAAAAAACUUUCUAAAGGAGAUUCCAUCAAUCUGUACAUUGUAUUGCACUUAUUUUCCUUUCUCUCCCACACACACGCACGCAUGCACACACGCACGCAUGCACACACACACACACACACAGGCAGACAAACACACACGCACGCACGCACACACACAGACACACACGCACACACACACACGCACGCACACACACAGAGCAGACUCUGGUACAGGAGUAUAGGAUUGAUUGCAGUGGCAUGUUGCGUUCUUUAUAUGGAGGUUAGGGUCACUGAAGAAGGUUUGAAUGGUUCGGACCCAGGUGAAGAGGUGGUACCGUGCCGAAGUGUUUGAUGCCUCUGCUUCUUGGACAUGGAAGGAUUUCUUUAUCUGUUGGAUGGGAAUCGUAAACGAGAGUGAAGCUGAAGUCUGUAGAGUUCUGUAAUGAAGAAUCUGUUUAAGUUUUCACCCCUCCAGCAAUUUGUUUUGCUACUCGAAGGGACUUCGGUAAAUCAGUGACUGGAACUGAAGUUUUUCUUUUUUUUUUUUUUUUUGCAAACGUGGCCACAAAGACCCUGAGCCCAUGAGCUGACAUACAGUAGAUGUCUUUCCAGGACACUCUGCGACAGCAAUGCAUCUUCAGAUCUCCCUUCAUGAGUCUCCGGAGGGACUCACGGUGUGCGUUAGGUACUGUGCAGGAAUCGAAACAGACGAUUGGUCCUCUUCCAGGAGGACAUUCCAAAAGGUUCUGGAAGUCGAUCAUUCCCAAGCUAAAAGGGUUGAACCGUCAUCAGCUCAUUGCUCCCUCAGCCAGCUCUGCUGCAAAGCCUAGGGGUGUCCGUUCUAUCCAAGGCUUGGAGAUUAAAAGCUAUUGCACAGAAACACACUUACACACACAUACACUGAGAUACACUCUCACACACACUGAGACACACACACUCACUGAGACACACGCACACACACAUACACACAUACUGAGACACACACACUGAGAGACACACACACCUCACACAUAAUUGUAUAUAAUAGAUUGCUGAGCAGCGAGUGAAGGGCAGGGGUCGAACCUGGUUUCAAAACCCUCGACUUAACCCUCGUACCCGACACCGGAGAGUACGAGGGUCCCAGGAGGCGAACAGCACUUUUUGUAUGCAAUGCAUGUUAAUAGCAAGAAGCAUUCAGCCCCUUUUCUGUGAUCUCAGACUUCCAGCCACAUCUAAAAGCAGGCUGUCUGUCUCUGUCAGCCAUGUCCUUGUUAUACUGCCAUUACAUUUCAGGCUGCCAGCUUCAGACUCACAGUAAUUCUAAGCUUACUUUGGACACGCGGCUUGAAGCUUCAUUAGCUAAUUUAAUGAGAUUUGUAAAAUAAUGAUUCUGAAGAGGAAACAGAUGUGCACUACCUUUAUUUUGCAAUAUGUGGAUAAUCAGAUGUUCUGCAGGAGAGAGACCUGCUUGUGUUCUUUCCUUUUUAUAACAAAUUGUGUGUUGACAAUUUUUUUUUUUUCAUGAGAGAAGCAUCGGUCAAAAAAAAAAAAAAAACUUUUCAUAAAACCCCCGAAAAAGAACAAAAAAGAUGUUGGAUUUUGUAAGAAUAUGUACAACUUUCACCUUGAAAGGACUGGAGGGUUAUCCUUGGAAGUUGUGCUUUAUUAGGGUUAAUGAAAAAGGUUGUGCUUGGUGUGGUUUCAGUAAAUGUUUUGUAGAAUUCCCCCCCCCCUCCCUCCCUCCCUCCAAGAAAGUGGACCUAUAGGCUGUUUGUAUGUGUAUUAAAAUGAUAAGGUAUUGAGGUCUGAAUCAACAGGCAACUGAGAAAGACACCUACCUACUGCUAGCCGGUGUGGGUCCUGAAGAGAAGAGUGCUGUCAAUAGGUGCUUGUGCUCAUCCAGGUGGAGGUCUGACUUCAGAUUGCAAAACCUCCCAUGCAGUAGCUGCGAUUCACCAGGAGCUUCACCAGGUGCUUGCUGGGUUUCUUGAGUUUGUGUAGUUUGAAAAGUACGAGGAAUAUCCUGUCUGUGGUAAGUUAUAUCAGACGGCACAGACAGCCUUUCUGUUAGUCCCUGAUUCCCAGAACGAGGGUAGAAAGGGUGGAGCGGUGGAGCUAGCCCAGUUCUGUGCAAUGCGUAGCUACAAGCCCAGGCGAGCUUCCUCGGACACCAGCGUGGGCUGUGGUCACUGUUUGAAAGCACUUUAAUAGCAGCUAUCAGAAGACUCUUGAAAGGGGAGCCCUGUGAUUGAAGUGGCAGCCACGCGCGCACGAUGUGAACCCCAGCGGAGUGUCACCACUAAGGGUUGGAUGCCAGCGGUCAGUGUUCAUCGAUGCCAUCAGUGCAGGGCAUGCAUCUGGAGCGGUCAGUGUUCAUCGAUGCCAUCAGUGCAGGGCAUGCAUCUGGAGCGGUCAGUGUUCAUCGAUGCCAUCAGUGCAAGGGCAUGCCCUCUGGAGCGGUCAGUGUUCAUCGAUGCCAUCAGUGCAGGGCAUGCCCUCUGGAGCGGUCAGUGUUCAUCGAUGCCAUCAGUGCAGGGCAUGCCCUCUGGAGCGGUCAGUGUUCAUCGAUGCCAUCCGUGCAAGGGCAUGCCCUCUGCAGUGGUCAGUGUGUUCAUCGAUGCCAUCAGUGCAAGGGCAUGCAUCUGGAGCGGUCAGUGUUCAUCGAUGCCAUCAGGGCAAGGGCAUGCCCUCUGGAGCGGUCAGUGUUCAUCGAUGCCAUCCGCGCAAGGGCAUGCCCUCUGGAGCGGUCAGUGUGUUCAUCGAUGCCAUCAGUGCAAGGGCAUGCCCUCUGGAGCGGUCAGUGUGUUCAUCGAUGCCAUCAGUGCAAGGGCAUGCCCUCUGGAGCGGUCAGUGUUCAUCGAUGCCAUCAGUGCAAGGGCAUGCCCUCUGGAGCAGUCAGUGUUUUGUCUGUGAGUGCAUUUUAUUUUAUUAUUAUUAAUAUUAUUAUUAUUGUCAUUUUUUAAAGAAUGGGACUGAUCAAGUACUUGUGCUGAUGGCUCGGAUUGUUUUAAGUGCCAGUAAAAAAUUAAAUAAAAUCAAUUACAAAUAAAUCCUCACAACACUGAAGCAUACUAGAAAGGACUACAGAAUUGCAUUGCAUUUGAUGGCUGUGCAAUAUAUAAGGAUUAUAGGCUUCAGUAUAAUAGUACAUUCGAAAGCUUUAAAAGCUACAGAAUAAAAAAAAAAAACACAAAUAGGACAAUUACAUUUUCUAGAAAU